Cotesia glomerata is the source of this 2261-nucleotide messenger RNA. RefSeq names its product tyramine beta-hydroxylase (gene Tbh). Bases 112 to 1854 code for a protein of 580 amino acids. The transcript is spliced from 9 exons. Gene Ontology annotation, biological process: octopamine biosynthetic process; dopamine catabolic process; norepinephrine biosynthetic process. Gene Ontology annotation, molecular function: dopamine beta-monooxygenase activity; copper ion binding. Gene Ontology annotation, cellular component: secretory granule membrane. NCBI's taxonomy places the organism in Eukaryota, Metazoa, Arthropoda, Insecta, Hymenoptera, Braconidae. The record is from RefSeq and is a predicted model, not a curated record.
UAGAUGUGCGGCAAUUUUUAUAAUUUUUUACUCUAAUAAAUAUCAAACCGUCUUGUCAACUCCUCGGAUUAACAUCUAAAUUCUAGUGGUCAGUGGAUAAUAAAAUUUGCCAUGAAAUUAAUUAUUUUAUUUAUAUUUAUCGGGUCAAGCUUUGCGUACAGAAAUGAUUUAUCCGUUCACUCGUUAGCACUUGGAUCACAAUCAACUUUAUACUGGAGAGUCGACCCAACAAAGGAGAUUAUUCAAUUUGAAAUUCAUUACACGGGUGAAGAAAGUGGAUGGUUUGCAGUAGGAUUUUCAAAUCGUGGAGAAUUAACACCGGCUGAUUAUUGUGUUUUGUGGAUUGAUUGGCAUCUUAAAGUUCACUUUCAAGAUGCAUGGGCGAAUAAUAAAGGGAUAAUUGAAGUUGACAGCUAUCAAGAUUGCAAUGAUUUUGCUUGGAAGCGAUCAAUUCUUAGUAAUAUGACUAAGUUUUCUUUUACUCGUAAAUUAGACACAUGCGAUGAACGUGAUUAUAUUAUUGAGAGAGGAACCACUCACAUUGUUUGGUCUAAAGGUACCGGACCACUUUCAAAUCUUAAUGGAUUAAAUAUUAUAACCAACGCAAUUUCUUCGGGAAUGUCACGGACUGAAUUACUUCGUACAGUUUCUCAUAAACGGCCCGAAUUUCCCUCAGAUACUUGGAAGUAUCAAUUACUAGCUGAUCAUGUAAAUGUUCCUCAAGUUGAAACAACUUACUGGUGCCGAGUUGAGAAACUUCCGGAAGCUCUAAGACAAAAGCACCAUGUUUUACAAUUUGGACCAGUUAUACAACCUGGUAAUGAACAUCUAGUCCAUCAUAUGGAAGUAUUUCACUGUGCUGGAGCAUCUGAAGCUAAUAUACCUCUGUAUAAUGGUCCUUGUGAUGCUGCUGAUCGUCCCCAAGCAACUCAGAUUUGUAAAAAAGUAUUAGCCGCAUGGGCAAUGGGCGCUGAUGCAUUCGUGUAUCCCAAAGAAGCUGGUCUGUCAGUCGGCGGUAAAUCAUUCAAUCAAUAUAUUAUGCUUGAGGUGCAUUACAAUAAUCCAGAGCGUAUUAAAAAUAAAGUCGACUCUUCGGGGAUUGAAUUUUAUUUUACUAAAACUCUGAGAAAGUAUGACGCCGGUGUGAUAGAACUUGGCCUUGAGUAUACUGAUAAAAUGGCAAUACCACCUCAUCAAGAAUUAUUUGAAUUAUCUGGACAUUGUGUAACAGAGUGUACUGGUAUUGGGUUACCACAAAAUGGAAUUUAUGUAUUUGGAUCACAAUUACAUACUCAUCUUACUGGUACGACUGUACGUACACGACAUAUACGUAAUGGCAAUGAAUUAUCACCGCUUAAUUAUGAUAAUCAUUAUUCAACUCAUUUUCAAGAAAUAAGAUUACUUCCUGAACCAGUACAUAUUUUACCGGGUGAUUCAUUGAUAACAACUUGUACUUAUAAUACAAUGGAAAGAAAUAAUGUUACACUAGGUGGUUUUGCUAUUUCCGAUGAAAUGUGCGUCAAUUACAUCCAUUACUACCCAAAUACAAGAUUAGAAGUUUGUAAAAGCGCAAUAAGCGAUGAUGCAUUACGAACUUACUUUAGAUACAUGCGAGAAUGGGAAAAUCAAGAUACAGAUUUUGACACCGCUGUAUCAAAAAGCUAUCAAAAUAUUGAAUGGACUAAAUUAAGAGUUGCAGCUUUGCACGAUCUCUAUCAAGCAGCACCACUUGGUAUGCAGUGCAAUGGAUCUGACGGUUCUCGGUUACCAGGGCUUUGGAAUAAUGUUGCUGCUACUCAAGUUAAAUUACCGCUUGCUCCUCCCGCAAGAGAUUGCCACUUAAUUAAUCAAUAAUAAUUACAUUAUUAAAAACUUUACAGUAUUAAAUUAAUAUUAUCAGUGUUAAUGAAUUAUUGAAUAUAAAUAUAUAACAAAAAAAUAAUAAUGAUAGUACAUUUAUUGCGGUGUUACAAUUACAAUAAUAAAUGAACAUAUAUGAAACAAAAAUGACAAUAUUUUAUUAAAAUUAAACAAUUAUAAAAAAAAUCGAGAUGAUUGAUUACAAUAAAAACAUUUACAAAAAGUACCAGCCAACAACUGGACUUAAUAAUUAUAAGUGAAAUAAUUAAAUGUGAAUCAAUAUUACUUUAUAGAAAUACUAUGUAUAGGAUAUAUAAUACAUAUGUCCGUCUUUAAUGGACGGUUAACUUGCUCCACCAAAGCCUCUUAUAUUAUUUAAUAAUAUAUGUAUAAAUUUAUUA